AUGACAAAUGUACAAGAUGACUACACGGGCGUGAGCACCAUGCGCAAUAUCGAUGAGAAGGUCAAUCCAAUGUCCGCUAGUCGAGACGAAAAGGACGACCUUAAGACGCUGAAGGCACGAAUGCAGCGCCGAAAGAAGCCUAUUUACGCUGUUAUUGUCUUUCUGAUUUUGGGUAUUAUUGGUAUCUCAAUUGGUGUUUCUACAAGUACGAAGUCGACUGCCAACACGGAAUCUGCGCAGGACACAGUAACCCCGUCUUCUGAUGAUACUGAUGAUAUUUCGAAGCCAGUAUUGAAUGAGUUUGUAAAAGAUGCUACUGCUGACGAAUAUGGCGAGUCUGUUAAAAAUGAAUCGACAAAUGAUGUGGGGAGUCUUAAAAUGAGCUCACUCAGCACAAACGGAUCCGAAGAAGGUGUUGGCAAAGUAUCAUUCGGGCAAAAUGUGACAAUCAAUGCUUCAUUGACUUCACCACAGACACAAAUCGAUAUCGAAGCUGAACCACAGACACAGACACAGGAACAGACACCAACACCACCACCAACACCGUCACUCGCCCCAUCGCCACCGUCCGAGGAGACUCCUUUGCCAAGCCCAUCGGGUAAUGUUCUUUCCUACUCUAUUGUCGAUUUUGACUGGACAGACGCAUCCAAGUGGGAGUACGCUAGUGGUGCUGCCUUACCUUCGAGUAUGAUAACCAGUAGUGGUAUCACUUUGACAUCCGAUAAUAGCGCUGAACCAAUUAGAACUAAAGAAGGAUGGAGUGGUGAAAAGGUUGUGUACAUUGAAUGGGAGCGUUCAAGUACGAGUGACACAAACAUAUGGAUGCUCAACACCAAGCUUCAAGAUCAAUUUGGAAAAGGCAAUGGCUGGCCGUACUGGGGUGAGCUCGACUUGUUCGAAAUGUUCGCACAGGACGCUAUCAAUAUCCCUGCAUAUGAUCACAGUGGCUUUGGUGGCUUCACCGAUGUAUCAAGCUAUGGCCAAUUGACCAUGCACAUGGGGCCAGCCACCGAGGACGGAAGUCCAUGUUUCUGUCCUGCAAGUCCUGUUAAGAGUCAGUGGUACAAAAAUACGCAGCCCAUGACAUCUGGAUGUACAGCCCAGUUCUCGAACGAUGCAUCGAAUUCAAUUGCUGCUGUCUGGGGAUCAGAUAGCACGGGAAAGUAUAUUCAACUAUUUCAGAACCCAGCUAUUACGAAAGGUGGUAAACUCAAUGACGUCGAUACUUACGACAUUACAGGUGGCACUGGCCCCGCUACUUCUCGAAUUUACAACAAUGCCGAUCUUUUCUGGGGCGUAGAUGCUACGUCACCGUGCGCCGCAGCCGGAGGGCACGACGCUACAUCCGGCUUCCCAUUCUUUGAAAAUUUUCGUUUAGUUCUUGAAGAGCAGAAGAAAGGAGAUUCAAGUGCUUCUUUUACGGUGAAAAAGAUUCAGAUUUUCACCAAAAACUAG
Messenger RNA from Plasmopara halstedii, 1455 nucleotides. RefSeq lists its product as uncharacterized. NCBI's taxonomy places the organism in Eukaryota, Oomycota, Peronosporomycetes, Peronosporales, Peronosporaceae. Bases 1 to 1455 code for a protein of 484 amino acids. The record is from RefSeq and is a predicted model, not a curated record. The transcript is spliced from 3 exons.